Messenger RNA from Macadamia integrifolia, 1759 nucleotides. Its product is annotated as zinc transporter 4, chloroplastic-like. The record is from RefSeq and is a predicted model, not a curated record. Gene Ontology annotation, cellular component: plasma membrane. Gene Ontology annotation, molecular function: zinc ion transmembrane transporter activity. Gene Ontology annotation, biological process: zinc ion transmembrane transport. The transcript has 4 exons. Bases 291 to 1553 code for a protein of 420 amino acids. Lineage: Eukaryota; Viridiplantae; Streptophyta; Magnoliopsida; Proteales; Proteaceae.
CAUUUCAUCACAAAAAGUCAUAACACAGACUUGAAACAACCACCGUAACCCUCCGAUCCAUCAAAAAUGUCAUCAUUUGCGACACCUUCUUCUCUGUCCUCCUUCCCACCAAAGUCCAACUCAAGAGCCCUUCCCCAGCUCCCAACCCAAACCCAACUCAACCCUCUCUCAGUAACUGUGUUCUUGCCUGUUACAUCUCUGCGUAUACUCUUGUACUUUCCUAUUUAUUUUUCGAGAUCUGGGCUUCUCUGCAACACCAGGAGCCAUUGAAUUACCUCCAAAUUACACUAAUGUCUUCUUUUUUAUUCGAGAGCAUGAAACCUCUGCUUUACUUCAAAAAUGUUGGGGGUAGAUUUCAAGUUUUAUCAGAAACUCUUUCACAGUUUGUUUCGGAAUCCAUGGCUACAACGGAUUGUGGCGAUACAAAAUCCGACGAUUGCAGAGACGAAUCAGAUGCUCUGGUUCUUAAGGUGAUCGCUAUUGCAGCAAUUCUAACGGCCGGUGUUAUUGGUGUCGCAACCCCUCUUAUCGGAAAGAAACGUAGCUUUUUACGCACAAAUGGAGACGUAUUCGUCGUCGCGAAGGCUUUAGCGGCGGGAGUAAUUCUGGCGACUGGAUUUGUUCAUAUGCUUCCUGACGGUGCGUCUGCGCUAUCCGACCCUUGCUUGCCUAAAAAUCCAUGGUCAAAAUUCCCCUUCUCUGGGUUCAUCGCCAUGAUUGCUUCGCUGAUCACGCUUAUGUUCGAUUUCGCUGGAACUCAGUUUUACGAGAGGAAACAGGAGCAGGAGAACAUACGAGUGAUCGAUGAAGUCGGAUUGGACGGGUCUUUGGAAACGAUUUCUGGUGCUGGAAUCUUUCCGGUGACAGUGACGGUGACGGAGAAGGAGACGGAAGGGAGGAAGGUGAUCGGGGAAGAGGAAGGAGGAGGGAUGCACAUCGUUGGGAUCCACGCCCAUGCGGCGCAGCAUAGGCAUAGUCACCCGCAUGGGCAGCACGCGGAAGGGGAAGCCUCGCACGUGCACUCGCAUUCGCACGGGUUUGGAGAGAGUGACGAGGAGGAAGGUGGUGUGAGUGUGAGGCACGUCGUCGUCUCACAGAUACUGGAAUUUGGGAUAGUGUCGCACUCGGUGAUAAUAGGACUAUCGCUGGGCGUGUCGCAGAGUCCAUGCACUAUAAGGCCAUUGGUGGCGGCGCUGUCGUGCCAUCAGUUCUUCGAAGGGUUUGCACUGGGAGGUUGCAUCUCCCAAGCGCGGUUCACUACGCUGUCGUCCACGCUGAUGGCUUGCUUCUUCGCUAUCACGACUCCUGCAGGGAUCGGGGUGGGGACUUGUCUGGCUUCAUUCUACAACCCCAACAGCCCAAGGGCGCUUGCAGUGGAAGGCAUAUUGGACUCCAUCUCUGCUGGGAUCCUCGUCUAUAUGGCUAUGGUCGAUCUCAUCGCCGCCGAUUUCCUCAGCAAGAGGAUGAGAUGCAACUUCCGUCUCCAACUCGUCUCCUAUUUUGCACUCUUCCUCGGCGCUGUAUUGAUGUCUUCUCUCGCAAUCUGGGCCUGAAUGUUUUCUUCUUCAUUCAUUUCAAUUUUCUUUGUUCAACACAAAUGCCAAAGUUAGAAUAAUUAUUUCUCCCAUUUCUCACGUUGAGCAACUGUGGAAGGAAUCUGCAGAUUUAAAGACGGAGAGGUAGGGAAUUUCUUCUCUUAUUUUCCAUUAGUCCUCUGUAAUUUUAUUUGUACAUUAUACCAGAUCAUUGGGUUACUGUA